CUUCGUUAAGCUCAUCUUCCUAUCGUUCUCCUGCGCAUCGUAAAUCUAUUCUCAGAUUUCGCACAGUGCUCUCCAGAUCUUUUACACGAGAACAUUAGACGUUCAAACGGCCUAAGCGUCUAAAUUUACGUAGCUGUCGGAUUGACCAAGCCACCAUCUCGAAAAGAUCUCGCGUCGGCCGAGUCGUCUUUCUUUUCGGACCGCCCUGUAUAUACAUUCGCAGCAGGUAGGCUGCUUUUCUAGUGCCGUCAAUGACGAUCCGUCCCGUAGUCUCGCAUCGUAGCUCGCGUGAGAACCCGCGUUUCCUCGCGCUCGUCCCGUCCUCCGUAUCGCGGACGGGAAGAAGCCGCUACACCGUGAAAUAUAUCAGCUUUAUCGUUCAGUGCGAUAGCCGAAAGUCAAUGCAAUCGUCACCGAUAACAGUGCCAUAUUUGAUCUGUAUGGAUUUCCCGUAUUACGUUGCGCGAGACCCACGUUGCAAGCUCUCGGCUAAAAGAUAUUAUAGCGCGAUAUUACAGCUGACAUUUAUUCUGCGUGUUUGUAUCCCCUCGUCGAAGGAUUGCGCAAACGGACUGUAAUAAUACAUCGUUACAUCGCAUCGCGUCGCGUCGAGUCGCGUCGCACGCACGAAGAUAAUUCGGUGACGCCGCGCCGGCGGAAAAAUUCCGUUGUUUGAUAUUCUAACGGUUGCAUCUGUGUAGAGAGAUACGCCCUUUUGUUCAAACGCCCCUCGUUCAAACAAUCUCAGCCGGAUCGAAUUGUCGACUGGGGAUUAUCGGAGUAAAGUUCGAAAAAAGAACGCGUGUGAUGUAGUAGAAUACAAUUUUCUGUCGGCAUCAGGCAGCAGAACGGAAACGCGCGCGUGUUGCAUGUCGGAGCAUUGAAGGCCUUUAAUAAUCGGUUCACUCGAAGCAAGUACUGAUCACACCACGCUGCACAUUCUCCGAAACCAUAGACGGGUCCACAGACGGACCAUGAGACUCGUCGACGCAAAGGGGUUAAUGUCUCCCCCUGUCGCAUCGCUAGAAGCCGAGCCAAGACCUGCCUUAUCGAGGUGCCUUAUCGGCGUCUCCUUCCCCGACGCUCUCUCGCGCGCUCGCUGUGAAUGCGAUUAUGCUGCUCGAGACGAGAAGGUCGCCGCCAAGUCAUAGACAGUAUCACAUAUAUCCUCGUUUCCGUAGUUCGCGGUAUCGCUGUGGUCACUGGACGUUUGACGGGGCCUGUCAUAAGAAGAAGCCAAGUCGAUUCAGUGCGAUCCUCGACGAGUCCGCGGCGAAAGGUCGAAGAUGCGCCGGCCGAACUCCAUCGCGUGGUGCACGCUUCUGCUGGUCGUCGCCUACGCGACGGAAACUCAGGGAAUCCCCACGAUCCAAAAGCAGAAUGACAACACAGUGCCGUACGAGCCCUACGUCAACUUCACCGACACGUGGGAUCGCGACGGGAAUUCCACGAGGGGCCGCAACGACUCAGUGCAGCACGAGUUUCACAGUGACUACACGAAGAACUCCCGCAAACCGGACGAUCAGGAUGCGCUGACCAAGCUCUUUAACAAUUGCACGAAACCCGACGCGUUGCUUCGUCUACAGAAUAAUUCCAAAGAAGACAGCUGGCGGAAGAUUUGCAACGGUACGGCCUGCAUCCCGAUUUGUUGCGAGCUGGGCUAUCGCAUGAUCAAGGACGUAUGCGUCCCCGACGACGGUGAUUAUCCAUUCCCGGAUGUGCUGAACGUAGGCAAGAAGGUGAACGAUGUCUUCGACCUGGUCGUGUCGGAUCCCUGCUCUGUACACGGGCGCUACUCGCUCGACAACAUCCUUUAUCCCAGCGAUGAGUACGUGGUCCUGUCCGACGGUUCGAUAUAUCAGCCGGAGCCGUGCAUUUUCAUCGAUCCGGCAACCUACUGCUUUGCUGUCCUUAACAAGAGCAAGUACGAACUGACCAUGUGCUUCGACGAAACGAGUGUGCCCGUCAAAGAGCUGGAGUUCAGCGGCAUACCCAUCGGCAUCAUAGUGUCCUUGCCGUUCUUGCUGAUGACGUUCGUGGUGUACACCAUACUGCCGGACCUCUGGAACAUGCACGGCUACACACUCCGCGGAUACGUUGGCUCGUUGUUCGUCGCGUAUACGGUCCUCGCGUCGUUCCAGCUGACCACGCCGAGCACGUUAUCGACUGCUGUCUGCAUCGGAUCGGCCUUCGUCAUUCACUUCUCAUUCUUGGCGAGCUUCUUCUGGCUGAACGUGAUGUGCUUCGAUAUUUGGUGGACGUUUGGAGGAUUCCGCUCGCUGCAGGGAAGUGUGAAGCAACGGGAGAGAAAAAAGUUCAUCAUGUAUUCGAUCUACGCGUGGGGCUGCGCCUCCAUUCUCACUAUCGUCUGUGCCAUUAUGGAUUUCGUUCCCACCGUGCCGGAAACCUUCAUCAGACCAGAAUUCGGCGCAGUAAGAUGUUGGUACAAGACGGAUAAAGCAAGGGCGGUGUAUUUUUAUGGACCCAUGAGCGUUACUAUUAUCUGCAACAUCUGCCUGUUUAUUUCCACGGCGUUGAAAAUCGUGCGGCACAAAAAAGACACGGCCCAUCAUCUGAGAAGCUCGGAGAGCAGACGUCACGACGACAACAAGCAAUGGUUCAAUCUGUACCUGAAGCUGUUCAUCGUUAUGGGUAUAAAUUGGUCCAUGGAAAUAAUAUCGUGGGUGUUCAAGAAAGCGCCGCCAUACGUCUGGUAUCUGAGCGAUCUGACAAAUACUCUACAGGGUCUCAUCAUCUUUAUCAUAUUCGUCUGGAAAGAUAAGAUAAAGAGACUGUUGCUGAGACGAUUUGGCUGCCAGGAACGCGGUUUAUUCUCCGGGAACUCAACGCGCAGCGGUUGCCACAGCUCGGCCUCGCGCACCUGCACCACGUCGGGAGUGAUGUCUCUUCAGGAAAAGAUCAGCCCUUAUGUACAGACAAACUGCCGCGCGAAGAAUGCGUCCGAAGUGACCAAUCGCCCUUAGUAUAACGCAAAGGUUUCUUUCGUACGCGAAUCGCGGUCGAUAAUCGGCGAUUAAUUUGAUGGUGCCGUAAUUUCAUUUUACGGUCAAGCAUCAAUUUUACAUUAUUAUCUGUUGAUCUCUCUUUCUCCCUUCACUCACUCUCUCUCUCUUUCUUAUCUACAGAGUGUCUGAUAGCUAAUGACGUAAUAACACCCGUGUAUAAGUAUAGCAUAUCGAACUAUACAGGACAUUUUAUAUUAUUUUACAGAUUUCGUAAUAAUUAUGAAGAAAUUAAUUAAUUAAAAAAAAAAACAUCAACGAAGGAUUGCGCAGAAAGCGGUAAGCCGAGCUUCGCAAGAAGGCCUCGUUCAAAAUACUCGGAAUUGUUUGACAAUCUUCUGACAAUGGCAGACGGCCCAUGAUGCUGGAUUGCACGUCUUCAUGGUCCAUUAUUAGAUCGUCCGCCGUUACUAAAUUGUCAACGUACUCGAGACAUCUUGAAUGAGAACUGCCUACCGUUUUUCGUACGUUUAUUUGCUGUUAUUUUUUAGUUGAUAUCUCUUGGGACUCCUAAUGCACUGCCACGGUCAUCAUGCUUGAUGACGUCAGAAGCAAUGAAGCGCACGCCUGAACUUCUUGCGGCAUGCGUUGAAAUAAAAGAAUAUGUCCCUGAUGUGACACUUGCGGCCGAUUUGGCACAUUUAGCAACAUGUUCCGAGAACUUUUCUUUUGCUCCGACUAUCAACAAACAAACGUAAAAUUAACGUAACGUGCGACCUGCUUUCUCAAUUUAUUUUUUCUUAUGAUUUUGUUACGUCGAUGCAUCUUCUCGCUUUUUCAAAUUAACCUCGACGAGAAAACAACUUGACGAUCUUAGUCCACUGAUCUUGAAGUGAGUCUCGACGAUUAUCUUAUUUCUAUUAUAUUUGGUCCAUCUCCCUUUAUUUAUAUAUUUUUCUUGAUUGUAACUUGCUCCAUUGGCGGGUGCUUGAUUUUGCGCUUGACUUUGUACUUGGCUGACUCGACAAAUCGGCGCGCUGUACUCAUUGUCGGAAUCUCCGCUGCUACUAGAAUCAUAACCCGAUCGAGAACUCCUUUUCCCAAGAAAUGUAUCGUUAAGUGCAACAUUCUUCCGAGAUGAGCACUCGUGUCGGAUAUUAGCCGUUGAAUUGCUGCGUUAUUCGCCGAGACGGUGGAACCUUUCGCGAAGAUUCAAUCGCAAGACCGACACUUGAAACGAUAUGACCGUGGUUUACCCUUUGAGACAAACGAGGAAACAUGAAUCUUAAUAAUUAUUGCGAUAUCUAUAAAAUGAUAAGAGACUUUCCUAUUCAGCUUGAUACGUCUUACAUGCGUAUGAGCGUCGAGUCGUUAUCACACGAGGAAAUAUGAGUCUUAAUAAUUAUUGCGAUAUCUGUAAAAUGAUAGGAGGCUUUCCUAUCCAGUUUGAUACAUGCGUUCUACAUGCAUAUGAGCGUCGAGUCGUUAUCACAUACUAUGUGGUAAUAUCUAGGGCUUCAAAUCAGUGGCACUCUGACUUUCAAGUGGCACAUACACUUGUUUUCUCUUCGUCUUUUAAUUCUUAAUCUUUAGUUAUGUAUUCUCUAUUAAUAUUUUAAGCCUUCACGAUUUAAAAUAUUAUAGAUUUUUUUAAUUUUUAUAUAACAUGAUUAGCAAUAUGUCUGAUGUUAUCAUUUCUUUAAUAUUCAUAGCGUUCCCCGAAAUUUCCAUGAAAUUAUCAUAUAAAACAUUACCUUAUGUUAGACAAACAUAAAGCAGACAAACAUAAACAUAUAUUAUUGUUGUAUUAGAGAUAAUGAUAGAGAAAAGAGUUUGAAGUCGUGCACCUGUCUCGUAAUUGUGAAUGUGUGAUCACCUAUAUGUAAGAUUAUUGUAACCAUUACUCGAUUUCAAUGUUUAUUUUUAUUUUUACGCUCAUUCCUGGAAGAUUCACAAUACUACCAUAAGUUACCAUGGAUUUAUUAUUAUUACCAUUCUUUAGUGAAGUAACAAAAGUAUGUUUUGUAGAACUUACCUACAUCAAAUGUAUGCCAUGCCAUAAUUUUGUACAAAUUUUACUUUAAUAUCACUUACAACACAAUUAAAACUUAAGUUUACAAUA
Molecule: messenger RNA, 5085 nt
Organism: Harpegnathos saltator (Jerdon's jumping ant)
Lineage: Eukaryota; Metazoa; Arthropoda; Insecta; Hymenoptera; Formicidae
Product: G-protein coupled receptor Mth2
Exons: 6
Coding region: 1287-2984 (565 amino acids)
Biological process (GO): cell surface receptor signaling pathway; G protein-coupled receptor signaling pathway
Cellular component (GO): plasma membrane
Molecular function (GO): G protein-coupled peptide receptor activity
Source: RefSeq, a predicted model, not a curated record